This is a messenger RNA of Pelobates cultripes (western spadefoot toad), 3922 nucleotides long. Lineage: Eukaryota; Metazoa; Chordata; Amphibia; Anura; Pelobatidae. The record is from the annotation of a GenBank genome assembly.
AUGAGUACAAAUUGGAACCGGAAAGCAGCAAUAAUGGAGGGAGCUGGUGAGACUCCGAACUCGGGGAUUAAUGGGCUGAAUGUGGCGGUACGGGGGGGGGGAGGAGGAAGGACUGGGGAGGGGGGGAGAGAGAGGACUGGGGAGGGGGGGAGGACUGGGGAGAGGGAGGGAGAGGACUGAGGAGAGGGGGGAGAGGGAGAGAGAGAGAGAGACUGGGGAGAGGGGGAGAGAGAGGACUGGGGAGGGGGGGGAGAGGGACUGGGGAGAGGGGGAGAGGGAGAGAGAGAGGACUGGGGAGAGAGAGAGAGGACUGGGAGAGGGGGGGAGAGAGGACUGAGAGGGGGGAGAGAGAGGACUGGGAGAGGGGGGGAGAGAGGACUGGGGAGAGGGGAGAGGGAGAGAGGACUGGUGAGGGGGGAGAGAGGACUGGGGAGAGGGGAGAGAGGGAGAGGGGGGGGGAGAGAGGGACUGGGGAGAGGGAGAGGGAGAGAGAGGACUGGGGAGAGGAGGGAGAGAGAGGACUGGGGAGAGGGGGGGGAGAGAGAGAGGACUUUUAUAGUUAAUUAUAGAUUUUUGCCUUUCAUUCACUAGAUGAAGAAGAUGAUAUCUCGUCACAUGGAAAUCACAAGAAAAAACAUAAAAAACACAAAAAACAUAAAAAAAGGCAUCAUCAGGAUGGUGUGGGCCUAGCUCUGUUUGCUGACGACACCCCAAAACUACAACAUAGGCAUCCUUCAAUCUCCCCUAAAACGCCUCACAAACACCCUGAGAACUCUCCCAAACCGCAAUUAAAACUGAAGAUCAAACUCGGGGGGCAAAUUCUGGGCACCAAGAGGUAAAGUAGAUCUCAAAACUUCAGAGUGAGGAAUGUACUACAGCCUCUCCCACAGCGGGGUGACACGGAGACUGCCCCUCCCACAGCGGGGUGACACAGACAGAAGGGAGCUUUGUAUAUGUAUUUCCUGCUUUAACUGUAUUGUCUGUCCAGACUGAGUGACGUGCUGUUCUUUUUCCUGCAGUGUCCCCACGUUCACUGUGAUCCCUGAGUUGUCGGAGUCCCCGUCUCCUGUCAUGGUUGUGGAUGAUGAUGAGGAGCCCUUGGAGGGGGUGCCAAUUGAGCAGUAUCGGGCAUGGCUGGGUGAGAUUCUGUAUGAUUUCAUUUGAGGGGCAUGCUCGAUUCCACUUCUUCUGAUAGAAGACCCAGCUAAGGAGCUUCUGGCUCUCUGUCACCUCUCUUGAGCCAAGCCCAUGCUUAGCUCAGACAGUGCUUCUGGCUCUCUCUCGGAAGUAGUGGAGACAGGGAGCAACGCCUCGCACAUAUCCGGUCAAAAGCCAAACCGUUCUAAAACUGUUUGUCUACUUACAAUGGGUGUGGGGCACGCUUGGCACCAUAUCCACUGCAGUACAUUGUAGUGAGUCUAGGGGCUGGAGUAUUUUAUUAAAACUUUAACUGGUCAUCAAAUCUGUCCAUACCACAUUUGUAACCUUUUCCUUCAAUACCUGACUCCAUGUUUGUUGUGAGAUUGACUCUUUUUCUUUUAAUGCACAGAGUAUUUCCUCGGAAAGCAGGUUAGGGCUCCACGGGCAGCUCAGACAGAGGAAUAACGGGGAAUUCUCAUGUUGGUAAAAGGAUAUUCAGUCCAUGCUUUUCUCUGCAGAUGAGGACAGUAACCUGGACCCUCUGCCCUCCCCGGUUGGCAUGCCAGAGCCCGAGCAAGAUGAGGAGACCCGAUGGCUGGAUGCACUAGAAAGAGGAGAGCUAGAUGUAAAUGGAGACUUGAAAAGGGAGACUGAUGAGACCUUACUGACAGCACGGCAGGUAGGGGAGCUUUGAUCCUGGAUGGGAGUUAGACAAGGCAACCAAUACAUUCUUACAGUGGAUUACAGAAACACCGGGGUAUAGAACUCUACCAGUACUAGGGAUCGACCAAUAUUGUAAGCUGUAAUGUAAACACUGCAUUUUCUCUGAAACAAAUAGUAGGGAUCGACCAAUAUUGAUUUUAUUUAAAGCCGAUACCGAUUAAUUUUUGAACAUUCAGGCCAAUAGCCAAUAACUUACCGAUAUUCUGUACAUUUGCCAUUUAAAAAAAAAAAAAAAAACACAAAUCUACUGUUAACUGAACAGGUUUUUGUUUAUUUUUUGCAAAUCUUUUUCUCUUUUUUUUUAAUUAAGGUAAAUGCACACAAUAUACAUGCCAGUCAGAUUUUUUUGUUUUCAAGAAUAUAUAUAUGUGUGUGUGUAAUGGAUGCAGUGAGUCUUUGAUUAGUGAAUGCAGUGUUUGUGUAGUGGAUGCAGUGUGUGGUGUGUUUGUGUGUAAUGGGUGCAGUGAGAGGCUUUGAUUAAUGGAUGCAGUGUGUGUUUGUGUAGUGGAUGCAGUGAGUCUUUGAUUAGUGAAUGCAGUGUUUGUGUAGUGGAUGCAGUGUGUGGUGUGUUUGUGUAGUGUGUAAUGGGUGCAGUGAGAGGCUUUGAUUAAUGGAUGCAGUGUGUGUAAUGGGUGCAGUGAGAGUAUUUGAUUAGUGGAUGUAGUGUGUGUGUAUGUAUGUAUAUAAUGAAUGCAGUGUGUUUGUGUAGUGUGUGUGUAUGUAUAUAUGUGUGUGUGUGUGUGUGUGUGUAUAUAUAUAUAUAUAUAUAUAUAUAUAUAUAUAUAACAGAGUUUGUGUUGUGUGUGUGUUUUUUUUUUUUGUGUAGGUAUGUAGUGUGUGUAAAAUGGGGGGCAUUUCUAUUUUUUUGUCACUUUAAAAAAAAAUUAUUUUUUUGUCCCCCUUCCUGCUUGUUACCUGACCAGGGAGGGGGGCUAUGGCAUUCCCUGGUGGUCCGGUGGCAUGGACUGUGCAGUGAGGGGCCCACCAAGCUCUUACCUUCCCUUCAGCUCCCCUGUCUAACUCUUGCCAUGUUAACCCAUGGCAAUGCUCUGACAGCCGCGGUGAGAGCUUGCUGUGGGCCCGGUGGUCCUGAUCGGCAAUAUCGGUAUAUUUAAUGGGCCGAUACCAAUAUGUCCGAAAAUAACAAAUAUCGGCCAGACCGAUAAUUGGUCAAUCCCUAACCAGUACAUGUUUAUUCUGGGGUAUAGAACACUUUUUGUAUGGGGCGCGGAGCUCUGUGGGCUCAGUCUGGGACGCGGAGCUCUGUGGACUCAGUCUAAAAAGGGGUGAGGGUGUGAAUGCCGUUGCUGGAGAGCAGAGCAGGAGUGUCCGGGCUUGGAUAGGGAGUAGGGUUAUUAUAAAUGGGAAUUACUGGUAAUGGGGAUGGCUGCUCUCCCACCUCCUGCACUUCCUGUUUUUAUUGCACUGUCUGUUUAUCCAUUCACAUCUGGACCUGCUUUGUUGGGAUUUUUUUUAACAUGUCUCCUUAUCAUAAACCAUUCUAUUGCUUGUCUCUCAUCAGAAAGCACUUCUCCAGAAGCAGCAGGCGCAGUCCCUGCCAAUUUUCCCACCUGUCAUGUUCCCACCACGCCAAGAGCUCUCCGAGGAGAUGUUGGUGAAGCGGGAGGAGAAGGCACGUAAGCGCAGGCUCCAGGCAGCUAAGAAGGCGGAGGAGAGUAAGAAGCAGACCAUUGAAAGGUUAACCAAGACCUCCAAAUCGCGGGGCGCUAAACCUCCGCGGGAGAGACGAGGUCGUCAACCUCCCUGUCCCACCAUUCGCUACCAGCACACAGCCGAAGCCAUUAUGAUUUCCUACCCUCUUGCUGUACCUGGUCCAAUCCCAGCUGAGCCACGGGUGGCUCUACCUGCUCCAACCCUUUGCAGAGUGCCAGGCUGUGGCAAUCCCAAGAAGUAUUGCUGUUCGAGGACUCUAGCACCUCUCUGCAGCCUGGAGUGUUACCGAAAUAACCUGCUGGGCUUCAGCCUAAACACUGCUGCCCCUGCGGGGGUCACAGAGAUUAAAGUCUGCAUGCAGCAGUCUGAGGAGAGGGACCUAUAG